Hyaena hyaena (striped hyena) is the source of this 3506-nucleotide messenger RNA. RefSeq names its product CD55 molecule (Cromer blood group) (gene CD55). The transcript has 10 exons. NCBI's taxonomy places the organism in Eukaryota, Metazoa, Chordata, Mammalia, Carnivora, Hyaenidae. Bases 118 to 2661 code for a protein of 847 amino acids. The record is from RefSeq and is a predicted model, not a curated record.
AGCCCCGCCCAGGCGCUAAUUUAACCCGCAGGGCGGAACCGUCGGUCGCAGCAGCUACUUACCGCUCUUUGCUGGAACGGCUUCGACUCACUCCGGGUCCCUGUGCCCGCGCGCGCCAUGGGGCCCGCGCGGCGGAGCGUCCCCGUAGCGCUGCGCCUCCUUGGCGGGCUGACCGUGCGGUUGCUGCUGCUGCUGCUGCUGUGCCCACCCGCCGCGCAGGGUGACUGCAGCUUGCCCCCAGAUGUACCUAAUGCCCACCCAAUUUUGAGUAAUGGUGUUAAGAAUUUUCCUGAAGGAAGCACAGUAACAUACAAAUGUAACAAAGGCUUUGUAAAAGUUCCUGGCAAGACAGACUCAGUGGUCUGUCUCAGUAACAAUCAAUGGUCAGAGAUGGCAGAAUUUUGUAACCGUAGCUGUGAUGUUCCACCCAUACUACGUUUUGCAUUGCUCAAGAAGUCUUUUAGCAUACAGAAUUAUUUCCCAGAAGGUUUCACUGUGGAAUACGAGUGUCGUCAGGGCUACAGAAGGGACCAUACUCUCUCAGGGAAACUAACUUGCCUUCAGAAUUUUACAUGGUCCAAAUCAGAAGAGUUUUGUAAAAAAAAAUCCUGUGCUACUCCUGGAAACAUAGAAUAUGGUCAUGUCAGUAUAACAACUGACAUAUUAUAUGGUGCAUCUAUUUUCUUCUCAUGUAACACGGGGUAUAGGUUAGUAGGUGCAGAUUCUAGUUUCUGUUACCUUUCGCCAAACGGGACUAUGGAGUGGUCUAAUCCAUUGCCAAAAUGUGAAGAAAUUUCUUGUCCAGAACCACAAGGAAUUAGGAAUGGAAGCAUUCAAAAUCCACAGAAAACCUACGUAAAUCAACAGUCUGUAACCUAUCAAUGUAAUGAAGGCUUUACCCUGACCGGAGAGCACUCUAUUUACUGUACUGUUAAAAAUGACCGAGGAGAAUGGAGCGGCCCGCCCCCUGAAUGCAAAGUUUCUUCUGCAGAAAAUUCCCAGAUUUCUAAGGACAUAUCAAGAGUUCAGAAACCCACAAUGGCAAAUGUUCCAGGUACAAAAGUCCCAUCAACUCCUCAUAAACCCACCAUAGUGAAUGUUCCAGGUACUGAAGCUGCAUCAACUCCUCAUAAACUCACCACCAUAAAUGUUCCAGGUACCAAAGUCCCAUCAGCUCCUCAGAAACCCACCACCAUAAAUGCUCCAGCUACAAAGGCCCCGUCAACUCCUCAGAAAUCCAACACAGUAAAUGUCUCAGCUGCAGAAGUCCUUUCAACUCCUCAGAAAUACAACACACCAAAUGUUUUAGCUACAAAAUCUCCCUCAACUCCUCAGAAACUUGACACAAUAAAUUCUUCAGCUACAGAAACCCUAUCAACUACUCAGAAACCCAACACAAUAAAUAUUUCAGCUACAAAGAUCCCAUCAAUUCCUCAGAAACCUGACACAAUUAAUUCUUCAGCUACAGAAAUCCUACCAACUACUCAAAAACCCAAGAGAGUCAAUGUUUCAGCUACAAAGGCCCCAUCAACUCCUCAGAAACCCGACACAGUAAGUUCUUCAGCUACAGAAGCCCUACCAACUCCUCAGAAACCCAACACAAUAAAUAUUUCAGCUACAAAGGUCCCAUCAAUUCCUCAGAAACCUGACACAAUUAAUUCUUCAGCUACAGAAAUCCUACCAACUCCUCAGAAACCCAACACAAUAAAUAUUUCAGCUACAAAGGUCCCAUCAAUUCCUCAGAAACCUGACACAAUUAAUUCUUCAGCUACAGAAGCCCUACCAACUCCCCAGAAACCCAACACAAUAAAUAUUUCAGCUACAAAGAUCCCAUCAAUUCCUCAGAAACCUGACACAAUUAAUUCUUCAGCUACAGAAAUCCUACCAACUACUCAAAAACCCAACAUAGGCAAUGUUGCAGCUACAAAGUCCCCAUCAACUCCUCAGAAACCCGACACAGUAAGUUCUUCAGCUACUAAAACUCUCCCAAUUCCUCAGAAACUUACCACUGUAAAUGUUCCAGGUACAGAAGUCCUGCCAACUCCUCAGAACCCCACCAAAGUAAACUCUUCAACUACAAAGUCCCAAUCAACUCCUCAGAAACUCACCACAGCAAAUGAUUCAGCCACAGCCAAAAAAUUCCCCAUAUCAAGUGCUCUAUCUACAGAGACCCCACCAGCAGCCCAGAACCCCAUCAUGGCAAAUGCAUCUGCUACACAGGCCAUACCAGCAACCCAUAGAUCCACCACAGCAAGAACUUCAAAGAAUGUUCCAGCAAUACAAAAGUUUACUACUGUACAUGCCCCAGUGACUAAGGGUUUCCAUGCAACAAAAAGAUUGACCUCUGCUCAUAUUACAGCAAAACAGAGUUCAGCUGUUGCUCCCAGGACAACCACGCACGUUCACGCAACAAGCCCACAAAAAGAAAGAGGAACUGCUUCUUCAGAUGCUAACAUCAUUGCAGUUGGACUUGUUGCUGGUACUGUAAUUGGUACCCUAAUUCUAGGCAAAAUUAUCUGGCACUAUGGAAAAUCGGGGAUACAAAUGUAUAACAUUGACAGUUUUGCUUAUGAUGCUAGUAACCAUUGGCUAGCUGCCUUAGCCGAAGAAGAGUUCAGAAGAAAGUACACACAAGUGUGCAGAAUAUUUCUAGUUUCUUAGAACCUUGUGGAGGAGUGGACACAAUAAAUGCAAUAGUGUUCUUCAUUUUUCAUGUUAUCACUGUCUGAGGUGCGUAGGAAAAUCAACGGAGCAAGAAGCGAAUCUGUCCUGGGACACUCCUAAGCCUCUUGAAAAUAGAACAACUUACAAGAUUGAGAGGGAUUACUUUGCUUAAAGUGUAGGAAAGUGUAGAGGUUUGUUCAUGCUUAGAACGUGAACGUGAAGGAAAUAAGUGAUUUUUUUCACUAGAUGUGUAAUGUUAUUUUUGUUUACAAAGAAAAUUAAAUACUAAAAACAGUGAUUGGAUAUUGAAAACAAAACACCUAAAAUCAGACUGGAUAUUAAAAACAAGAAACCUGAAGUCUCUUCUGAGCAAAUUUGCCAAAGAGAGACGAACCAUAUUGUAAAAUAACUCUUGACUAUAAGGCAUUGGCAUGUUUUCUUAUUCCAUUAUGAUGAGUCUGAAUGCGCUGACAAAAUUUUUUAAAGGAAAAAUAUGCUGAGGGGGGACACAGAAUGAGUAAAUAAUUCUUUUGGCUAUAAUUUUGUUUAAGGACAAUCCGUUUCUUUCUUUUGGAGAAAGACCCUGUGAAAGGGUGAAAGGUGUCUUCAUUGACUUAAUGUCUUUAAAAGUAUAUUACAGCAUUAAUAUAAGAGUCUAUAUUUCUAAAGGAAGGUGUUCAUAGCCAAAUCCUAAAUCUUAUUAUUUUGUAGUAUUAAGAUUAAUUUAUUUAUAUUAAUUUAUGUCAGUGAAUGCAUUGGUUUUCAUGUAUAGCAAGAAAAAUUCAAGAAGAUAUGUAAAGAAAAAUUUAUUUUCCCUAAAUGGAAAUAAAUAAUGGAUCACA